Gasterosteus aculeatus aculeatus (three-spined stickleback) is the source of this 3826-nucleotide messenger RNA. Its product is annotated as atlastin-2. Lineage: Eukaryota; Metazoa; Chordata; Actinopteri; Perciformes; Gasterosteidae. Gene Ontology annotation, molecular function: GTP binding; GTPase activity. The record is from RefSeq and is a predicted model, not a curated record.
ACACCCGCAGCUUCAAGAGCUGUGACGUCAGAGCAGUGCCGCUUCGAACGGCAGGUCACGAAAGAUGGCGGCGGAGGAGAGCAGGUUGAAGCAACGGAAUCACAAGAACAGCAUCUUCAGAGAAGGUGACUCCCACACAUCCCCGAUGAGGCGCGAGGAGGAGGACGACGGCGACCUGCUGGAAGAGGUCAGCGCGGCCAGGCCGGUGCAGAUCGUGGUGGCGGACGAGGAGGAGCACUCGUUCUCGCUGCAGGAGGAGGCGCUGGAGCGGCUGCUGCUGCAGGAGGAGGUGCGGGACCUCCAGGUGGUCGUCGUCUCCGUGGCCGGAGCUUUCCGCAAGGGAAAGUCCUUCCUGCUGGACUUCAUGCUGCGCUUCAUGUACAAGCAGUCGGAUUCGUGGGUCGGCGGCGAGGAGGAGCCGCUGACCGGCUUCACCUGGCGAGGCGGCUGCGAGCGGGAGACCACGGGCAUCCUGGCCUGGAGCGAGGUGUUCGUGGUGGAGAAACCAGACGGCUGCAAGGUUGCCGUUCUACUGAUGGACACGCAGGGAGCGUUCGACAGCCAGUCGACCAUCAAAGACUGCGCCACGCUGUUCGCCCUCAGCACCAUGACCAGCUCUGUGCAGGUGUACAACUUGUCCCAGAAUGUCCAGGAAGACGACCUCCAGCACCUCCAGCUCUUCACGGAGUACGGACGACUGGCCAUGGAGGAAGUCUACGAGAAGCCCUUUCAGAGUCUGAUGUUCCUGAUCAGAGACUGGAGUUACCCCUACGAGCACCCGUACGGCCUGAAGGGAGGCCUGAGCUUCCUGGAGAAGCGGCUGCAGGUGAAGCAGAACCAACACGAGGAGCUGCAGAACGUCAGGAAACACAUCCACUCGUGCUUUUCUAACAUCGGCUGCUUCCUGCUGCCUCACCCCGGCCUCAGGGUGGCCACCAACCCUCACUUCGACGGGCGGCUCCGAGAUAUCGACGAGGAGUUCAAGAAGGAGCUGGUAAACCUCGUUCCGACGCUGCUCUCUCCAGAGAACCUGGUGGAAAAAGAGAUCGGAGGAGUCAAAAUCACCUGCAGAGAGCUGCUGCACUACUUCAAAGCUUACAUGAAGAUCUACCAGGGAGAGGAGCUCCCUCACCCCAAGUCCAUGCUGCAGGCGACCGCUGAAGCCAACAACCUCGCAGCUGUAGCAGGAGCCAAAGACUUGUACAACAAAAGCAUGGAGCAGGUCUGCGGCGGAGACCAACCCUACAUCUCCCCGGCGGAGCUGGAGCGCCGCCACGCGGAGCUGCUGCAGGCGUCUGUGCGACACUUCCGCUCCGUCAAGAAGAUGGGCGGCGAGGACUUCUGCCGGCGCUACCAGGAGCAGCUGGAGGCGGAGCUCGACGUGGCCUUCGCCAACUUCGGCAAGCACAACGACGGCAAGAACAUCUUCUUCGCCGCGCGGACGCCCGCCACGCUGUUCGCCGUCAUGUUCGCCAUGUACGCGGCGUCGAUGGUCACGGGCUUCGUGGGCAUCGGCUCGGUGGCGGCGCUGUGUAACCUGGUGAUGGGCGUGGCUCUGGCGGCGCUGUGCGUCUGGGCCUACGUCAAAUACUCCGGGGAGUUCCGCGAGGUGGGAGGAGUCAUCGACCGCGUGGCGGAGACCCUCUGGGAGCAGAGGACUCCACGAAAGGUUUUCUCCAAACUCUUCGACGCGGCUCGGAGUCGAGUUCCGCUGGGCGGCCUGAUCCCGACGCCGCGGCCCCGGCUCGCCUCCAACAACAACGUCAAGAAGAAAAACUAGCGGCACGCCGUCUCCUCUCGUCCUCCUGUUUCUCACUCUGCUCGGUUUUCAAAAAGACGUUUUUGUUUUUGUUUUUUCGAGCAGUUUGAGCCAACGAGUUUCUGUUGUCGGACCGUAGACGGCGGCUCCUCGUCUCGCUGGCUGUAGGUUUAAGGACUUGAAGCAGUGUGAUGUACUUCAGGGCGGGUUUACGGUAUUUAUUGGUGGGAGGGGCCAUUUUUCAGUCACAGUGUCGUGUGUGUGUGUGUGUGUGUGUGUUUGUUACACAAACGAUUCCCAUUUAUGUGAAUGUAUGAAUGAAGAGCACGACCACAGCGCCUCCUCGCGGUCCCAACCAAAGUGUACAGCUUUACUCGCCGGAGGCUCGCGGACCGACAAGCGGGAAACUGCAGCUGGCGCGACGUUUUUAGGACUUCACAAGCGGUUCGGUUUCGGGGUCUUUUUUUUCUUUUUUUUUAACAGAAUCACAAGCUGAUGGGUGUGUAUCUGCGGGCUGGGAGUGCGUAGGACCGUUAGACUGGUCUCGUGGUCUCGUGGUCUCCCCUCCACAAGUAGACUAAAGAUGUGAGGGUUUCUUCAACGCCGCAAACUUCUAUUGCUGUUUUUUAAUAAAAUGACCAACACGUCAGGAAGUUGUCGCGCGUGGAGAUUAAAUCUUGACCAAAUAUAUUUGUGGCAGAUGUGAGGACUUUGAUCCGCAGAGUGAAUGUUAGCUUAGCAUUAGCAUGACUCGGCUGUCGUCUGGUUUUAAAUUGACUCUGCUGUAGAAACUCCGAAACAGGAAGUGUUUUCAUCCUUUAAAUAUUUCGCAAGUACCGAGUGUAAAACGGUUUGAGCUCCUGUGAAUUUGCUUCAAUGUAACGUUUUAUUUCCUACAUCUUAUACGUUGUCAAAAAUGCGGCAUUCCAACUCGUUUCAGAUAAACUCCCUGGAUCCAGAUGCUCGUGCAGAUGUUUACUCUUUAAAACCAGACGUGCUGGAAGUUUGUCCGACUCUGAGAAGGUAAAAGUUUCCCCCGAAAACCAGCUGACCCUCGACGUAGCAAGCUAGACGUCUACUUGAUUAUUUAAUCUCGAUUGAUCGUCCUUUUUCCAGUGAUGACACGAUUAUGAUUUUCAGUAUUCAGUAUUUUUUGUUUUGUUACAUAAACGGUUACACGCUUCAGGGAGACGUUCCGAUGGAUCUCUGGAGUCACACCUGGAACCAUUUCUUGACUGACAGUUUUUCAUUCCUUCACAACUUUAUAUUGAUCUCUGAUCUCCAUAAAAACUAAAGUAAACACUACGAACUUCUCCUCGAGUCUUCAAUGACCUCUGGAUUCCGGCUUCGGGGGCUCGUGAUUCUGAGUCCAUGGCGACGGUCCGACUGCGGGAGCAAAGCUUUUAAACCUGUUCCACUUCAGCCGAGACCUUUUUUUGUAGAUGAUAUUUGUUAUUUAACGCGAGCGUUGUUUCCUCUCCGUUGUUCCUCUUUGCUUUAUUCCUUAAGGACUGAACCGCCUCAUCUUGUUUUUACAGCACCAGAAGGUAAAAUACUUCAUCGCUCACAUCUAUUAUGGACACUUUUUAAAGCCAAAAUCCAUCAAUCGGUUCAUUCUAACAAUUACCGCAUUGUCCUAUAUUCUUAAUUUAAAUGUCAUUCCAUCCACACAAACAUCACCACUGUGUGCUUUUGUUUUUGUACAGUUCCGUUUUUUACAGCCUCAUCCGCACAUAGGGCAUGUGUACGAAAUAUAUACAUAUAUAAAUAUAAAUUUUCUAGACCUUUUUGUAGCUGGAAGAACAAGGGUUCGGGCGGUAGACCAGAUUCAGCUCACUGGAAUGCUUUCGUGAUUUGUGGAUAUGUCUUAACAAAUUUCCUUUUUUUUAUAUAUAUAUAUUUGUAAAUUAAUCUUACAUGAGCACUAGGAUUUCACCCCCUGCUGGCAAAGAAUGUUUAGAAUCUGGAUCUUUCUUUUCUUUUCUUUUUUUCUUGUCUGUUGCUUUUAAAAGUUAUUUUCAUUAAUUUAUUUUUCAAUACAACAUUAAACCAAACUCCUACAACACA